AUGUUACAUCGAAAUAUAUUACGAAGCUGCUAUAGGGUUAAUUAUACGCCAUUAUCUACCAUCAAUCAAAGAUCCUUAUUUCACAGUUAUGCGCAUUUAAGUGCAAAGGAGAAUAUUGAAGAGAAGUCUCCAGAAGAUUUGGUUAAACAUUCACAUUAUAAGUCAAAUCCUUUCGAUGCAACCUCUAAUAAACCUCUUCAGAAAAAGCCAAAAAAUGAUUUAUUAUCAUUAUCACAGUAUGAAUCUGGAUCCUAUCAGUUACCACAAUGGAAAAAUGCUUUAGGUGAAUUGGUGAUUAAAUAUUUCAAACUGGAUAUGGAUAGAGUAAGAGCAGGUUCGAUUGCAGGUUCAUAUUACUACUCUUUAUGUAGAAGUCCUGGUCUUCAAUAUGAGAAUGAACCGUUAUCUGAGGCUGCUAAAUUCUUUUAUGAAGAUCUGAAAUUACCUCGUACCUUUUCUCAAUGGUUCCAAAUUACCAUUUUGCAUGAGUGGAUUUUAUUUACACGUAUGCGUGCUAUGCCAUUUAAGUAUGGAAGAAAUUACCAACAGAAAUUGGUUGAUAGAACCUUUUCAGAUAUAGAAAUGAGAUUAUUUGAGGAAAUGAAUGUCACUUCUAGUAGAAUAUCGGACCAAUACUUAAAAGAUUUCAAUACACAAUUAAGAGGUGCAGUGUUCGCCUAUGAUGAAGGUCUUUACACAGACGAUGCAACUUUGGCAACAGCUAUAUGGAGAAACUUAUUUGGUGGUCGUAAAGAUAUCGAUAUGAUAUAUCUUGAAGCUGUAGUUAGGUAUGUACGUUCUAACAUUUAUGUUUUAAGCAAAAUUUCAGAUAGAGAAUUUGCUACCGGUAAUUUCAAAUUUGUCCCACCAAAUGAAACUGUUGAGGUACUGACGCCAGAACACGAACUAGAAUUGAAACAAAAAGUCAUUGAGAAAUAUGAAGCUAUAGACAACAAGCCUGAUAUUUUACCAAGUGAAAGGAGUAACUUAUCAUAUAAAAACUAA
Molecule: messenger RNA, 1005 nt
Organism: Tetrapisispora phaffii CBS 4417
Lineage: Eukaryota; Fungi; Ascomycota; Saccharomycetes; Saccharomycetales; Saccharomycetaceae
Gene: CBP3
Product: Cbp3p
Exons: 1
Coding region: 1-1005 (334 amino acids)
Biological process (GO): mitochondrial respiratory chain complex III assembly
Cellular component (GO): mitochondrion
Source: RefSeq, a predicted model, not a curated record